AUGUCCCUCUCAGGCAAAGUCGCUAUUGUGACGGGUGGAGCAUCUGGCAUUGGUCUGGGGAUUGUCCAAGCCUUCCUCGCCGCCGACAUCAAGGGCAUAACAGUCGUGGACCGCCAGUCCGCCCUCGCGCUCGCCUCCGACGACAGGGUAUUGUCUAUCUGCGGCGACGUCUCUGUCGAAGGCACCGCCGAGGAAUACACGGCCGCAACAAUCGAGAAGUGGGGCCAAGUCGAUAUCGUCGUCCUCAACGCUGGGAUCGAAGGAAACUGGCACAUGCUGCACGAAACGCCUAUGGCAGAGUACGACCAAGUCAUGGCCGUCAACGCUCGCGGGGUCUUCAUCGGACUCAAACAUGGAUUGAAGGCGUUCCUCGCCUCCCCAAGUGGCGGGAGGGGAUGUUCGGCCAUUGUCAUCUCGUCCGUUGCGGGAUUACAAGGCGUGCCCCUCAUCAGUCCUUAUACUGCGUCCAAGUUUGCCGUGCGUGGAAUGGCGUGCAUCGCGUCUCAAGAAUAUGGCAAGUUUGGGAUCCGGGUAAACGCCAUCUGUCCCGGAUUUAUCGAGACGCCAUUCUCGAUGAAACAUCCCGAAUUGUUGGAUGCUAUGAAGGAAAAAGCUAGCCUCCAGCGACUGGGAAGUCCGAAACAUAUCGCCGACGCAGCCGUCUUCCUCGCUAGCGACGCGGGCGAGUUCUGUACCGGCUCGACGCUCAAGGUUGAUGGCGGGAUCACGAAUUGGUGCUAA
Messenger RNA from Cutaneotrichosporon cavernicola, 741 nucleotides. RefSeq lists its product as uncharacterized. The transcript is spliced from 3 exons. The record is from RefSeq and is a predicted model, not a curated record. Gene Ontology annotation, molecular function: oxidoreductase activity. Bases 1 to 741 code for a protein of 246 amino acids. NCBI's taxonomy places the organism in Eukaryota, Fungi, Basidiomycota, Tremellomycetes, Trichosporonales, Trichosporonaceae.